UACCCGCCGGAAGUACCUGUUGACCUCUGACCUGCCGAGGACACAGUGAUUACGGCGACGAUGUGGCACCAACAACGUUUACAAAAGCCGGUUCUACGGCUCGGAGUUUGAAUAUGGCUUAAAAUAACAUUUUCCCAGAAAACUGGAUGUUGUUUUAUCUGACAGCCAAGGAAAGGGAACGAAGAAUGCUGCAGGAGUUCGUGGAAAACCUGCAGGCCGGCAUAGACGCCGACAGAACUGACAUCGUGAGGGAGAUCGUUUCGGCGGCGGCCAAGUGUGAGGAGGCAGAUGAAGGAGACAUCCAGGUGAAGAAGCUGCUGAAUCACCUGGAUGAGGAGGAGCAGACAUUCCUGCAUGUGGCCACUAAGCAAGGUAGUGUUGACAUCAUCCGCACCCUGCUGUCAGCUGGUGCUGACCCUGGCAUCCACGACAGGAAUGGGGACACGCCCUUUGACCUUUCACCCUCCCAGGCUGUCACCAAUGUGUACAACGAGGAGCUGCUCCAGGCCAUCGCUCAGUCCAAUGUUGGUCGUGUGUGUCAGCUGAUUGCUGCAGGGGUUAACAUUAACCUGCGAGACUCCGUGGAGGGAAGGAACACCCCGCUGCACUGGGCGGCUUCCUUCGCCAACCAUGAGAUGGUGCAGUGCCUCUGUGACAGAGGAGCAGAUGUGAACCUGUGUAACAGUAAGGGUGCCACGCCCCUCCAUGAUGCAGUCCUGAGGAAAGACGAGGACAUCGUACAGGAGCUGCUGGAACAUGGAGCCUCUCCACUCUUGGUGGGGACUAAAGGGAGUUACACAGGAAAGCGAGCCCUGGAUCUAGCUGACCCGUCCUCAGAGCUGUACACCCUGCUGCAGGAGUACAGCAGUAAAGCUCUGGCUAACGGAACCCUGGCUGAGGACAGCUCAUCAGAGAGUGUUGAGAUUGAAGACCCCGUUACACCAGACCUCCUGGCGCACAAGAAAGCGCCCCCUCCCUUGUUAAGCAGGAAGGACAGCACAUUGUCAGAGGACCAGCGUAUCCCACCCAACCCCAUCCCUGUCAACAUGGAGGCAGAGGGUGCAGACAACUCCCUACAAAUGGACAGUCAUCUUAUAGAUAAGAUAAGCCAUCUGUUGUCGGCCACCAAUGUGUCUACUCCCCGGAGCCCCCUGGUGACAGACGCCAGACUGCACCUGCUGUGGCCACAGCCCCAGAGACUGGCGCAGGGAGAGGGAGACCCCUGGAGGCCUCCUGAAGAACUGCAGGUGUUUGUUGACCAAGGUCCUCACCAGGUGAAUGUGGGAGACAUUAUGGCCCUGUGGGAGAACCUCCAGCCAAGUCUCCAGCUGAUGGGACUCCAGUACUCAGUGUCUGCUGGUCCUGCCAGGCACUUCCCAGAGACGCCGGUGGUCGUGUGCCUUGUCAACAACAGACUGUGUAACAGGAGCAACAGCUACAAGAUCACAGUCUCACACAGAAAGGUUCUGCUACUGGGUAGUGACACCUGUGGCCUGUGGUAUGCCUUGUGUACGUUUCUACAGCUCCUUAAACUGUGCCAUAACCAGGGGAUUCCUGCACUACAGAUCACUGACUGGCCACAUGUCAGUUAUAGAGGACUGCUCAUAGAAACUUGCAGUGGAAGAGUCCCCAAACUGGAGAACCUAUUAGAACUAAUAGGAAGACUGGCUCUCCUGAAGAUAAACCAGGUACAUCUAUAUACCAAGGUGAACAGUUCAGUACCAGAGCCUUAUAGUCCCAGUGAGCUGUGCCAGAUCCAACAGUACUGUCAGAGGAGACACAUGAUGUUGGUCCCUACCAUGGAUAUAAUAGGGGACAGUACCAUGGAGGAUUCUCCACUGUCUGUAUACAUCACACACUGUAGGAAGAGGCUCCGAGCUUUCCCACCCUGCAGUUAUGUCAAUUUUGGUCCAGUGCUGAGUGAAUUAAUUUUGGAAGAUGCCAGACAACGCCUGGCAGAUGAGAUGAAUUCCCCUACAACCUCAGACUCAUUACCCCAGCUCCCCGUGCUAGACCACCAGACUGCCUUGUUGUGUGUGAACAGUAGAGAGGGGGUAGCAGGAUUUGCUCAGUGCCUUCCCUUGGGCUGUAUUGCUACAGAGUAUGGAAACAAGGCUGACUAUGACUUCCAAAAACUUUCCAAAGACGUUGUAGAAGAAGGACAUGGACUGAUUCUAUGCCCUGGAACAGCAGCCUGGGACAGUAUUGGAGGCUGCCCUGAAGCAGCUGUAAGCAACAUCUUCAAUGCUACAAGAGCUGCUGUGUCUAAUGGUGCAUUGGGAAUAGUUGUCUGUGAUUGGUCAGGUAGAGGUCAUCUGAAUCAUCAGCCAAUCAGCUGGCCUGGUUUUAUCACCACAGCUGGUUUAUCUUGGAACCCUUCCUCUCAUUGGGACUUUGUCCAUGCAAACCUCCCAGACCUGAUCAACACCCAUGUGUACCAGGACAGAGCCGGUGUAAUGGGCCAGGUCAUCAUCGAGCUGGGACGGGCGGAGACCUAUCUCCUGCGGGUGUCUCGCCAGCAGCGUAUGAACGACAACACAGACCUGCCUGGCCAGGACGGGUCCCUCCUGUACCAGCUCAUGUCACCACAACUACUGCAGGACAGCGUCAACAUUGAGAGACUCACACCGGACAAUGUGCAGAAAGCCAUGCGACACAUCAGGCGGUGCAACAGUGCCCUUGGUAAGGCAGACCUGCAGUGCAAGGACAGCUGCCAGGUGGUGUCUGAGCUCCACCUGACUGUGGACAUGCUUGUCUUUGCCUGCAAGCUUGUCCGGGCUUUACUGUCAGCUGGGAAGAACCCUGGAGGGGUGGGGCUACCUGUCAUCAAUGUGGGCGUGGCCAACCUACCUGCCACCACCAGGACUGACCUGGCCAACAGGCUGCUGAGUUUGAUUGACAGGUACAGUGAGCUGUGGGCUGGGUUUAACCUGGAGGCAGGGAUGGACCAAUCAGUGUCUCUCCUGACAGACAUCCUCACAAAACUCAUCCCAGAGAGCAUGGCAGCAGAGGCUUGAAGGGUUCUUUCUGCACAAUAAUUGGUUCAUCUAGAUGAAGCUGUUGGGCAUUGCCUGGAGUCACACCAUGAUCAAAGCAAAAUAGGGACUUUGGUGGGUUUUGACUUAGCUUCUUGCUAUGUAUUUUCAUCCAGUGACAGAUUCUACCAUGUGAUUGUUGUGUGUACGAGUUUGUCAUUAUAGGUGGUUUUGUCAUAUAAAUUCAAUAUGGUUGAACCAAUCCCUGGAAAAAUACAUGUAAGGGUUAGGAGAAAUUAAGGCAGCUGGUUCCAGCUUCGGAAUGAUUCCUUUGUGGUUGUUAGAUAGGAAGUUCAUCUUUUGUGAUGUCAUUUAGAUAUUUUAUAUGGGCUAAAACAUGAUGAAUGCUCAGACUUGAAUAUUUGACAUAAACUGUGGCUUGUAAUAGAGUGUACCAAAUUUAUAUGUUACUUUACUUCAAUGAAUGGUAAAAAGUCUCAAUGACUUUAAAUAAAAUUUAAAGUUAGUUAAGGCUUUGAGAAAUGUGGAAAAGAUAUAUGGUAAAUCCACAAUCAUAAAGAUUUAUUCUAAAGAAUCAUUCUAUUACUAAGUUUAUUUAGUAAACGACAAAUGUAGUUGACAGUGUAUCUACUGGUCUUUCCCAAAGUUGCUUUCUAUGGUGUUCAUCCAAGAUCUCGCUAUGAUCUUCAUACUGCCUUUGGUGUUGGUAGUUUAGAAAUAGUGCAAUACUGCUAACCAUAUUAAAAAGAAAUGCUAUUAAGAAAGAAAGAUGUUAUUUCAGUGCCAUUUGUGUUUUUAUAUUAAUUAGAGUCAUGUUAGUCGAAGCUUACUUUAAAAGUGCUGUAGACAGGGAGAUCGAUUACGGUCAAGUUAAAUGAGGUUGACAACUGUACGAGGCUGUGGGGAACAGAAGUUACAAAUGCAAAAUGCUCAACUUAAGAGAAGGAAUUUGUUUUCUUGCAUAGUAAUUGCAUAGUUUUGCUAGGAAUGCUCCUCUUGCCAUGUACACUUUUUUGUAUAUCAUUACUAUCAGGGAAGUCAGGUAAUAUUUGUUCAUUACAUUCCCAGUUGUAUAUACAAUGUAUGUUUGAGACUUAAGAUUUUGUUUGAUGUUAAUCAUUGCUGGCUUUAAGACACUAGCAACUGGUAUGCUUUCUAUUUGGGGAUGGGUUGUGUGAUAAAAAAUAAACACCAAAAAAAUGUAUCUACCAAGGCAUUAGAUUUACUGUAUGAGCUGUCGACCAUAAGGAGAAACACGUUUUCACAUCCUCUCCCUCAAUUUUGUUCUGUCCCCCAUUUUACCAUCAAUCUCAUUAAAACAAACCUUAUCACAUUACCUGACCUGUGCAGCCUUAAUAAGCUAUUCUAAACGUCAUUACACGUGUAUACAUGGUCAAGCAGAACAGCUACCAUUUGAAAAACCUGUACUUUUUAUUUUUUCUUGCCAUUUACUCACAUCUUUCUGUGUCAGUUUUCUGACACAUCUUCCAGUCAAGUGCUCUCAGUUUGCUUCUGUGUCACCUCAGAAACAUUGUUCCUAUACCUCAGUAGUCCCUAUUCUUCAGUACAGAUGGUACAAAGUUUCUAGCCCUUACAACUUUAUCACAAAUACAUGUACAUAUAAAAGUAAGAUUUUUAAAAUUUGACUGUUAACAAGUUACACAUUCACCAUACAACUUCAAAUGCAAUGUUGGAUUAGAAUUCAGGAAAAGCAGCAUCUGAGUAAUUUUGCUUUUUCUCUUUGGUCUAGUUUAACAUCUUUGAUAUCUUUGUAUUGUACAUGAUAAACAGAGCAGUCUCUGGCAGGUUUCAUGUCAGAUUACAUGUAUGGAGCACUUUUGCUAUAUCAGAACUUCUUGAAAUCAUUAACAAUAAGAUAUGCCUGUCCUCCCUUGGGGACAAAAUGUCCAGAGCAAGAGAAAAGAUCAAUCUUUACAUCUGAACUUAAGUUCUACACAUCAUGACUACAAUUAAUCUGAAGUAGGUUAGCACUGUGAAGGAAAGCAUGCAUCUCAAAGUUUUCCUUUAAGAUUAGUGAAUCUAAUACUGGCCAAGUCUUAAUACUGGCCAUACAUCAGAAGUCUUAAUACUCCC
Messenger RNA from Branchiostoma belcheri (Belcher's lancelet), 5090 nucleotides. RefSeq lists its product as uncharacterized. The record is from RefSeq and is a predicted model, not a curated record. Gene Ontology annotation, cellular component: cytoplasm; nucleus. Gene Ontology annotation, biological process: carbohydrate metabolic process. The coding region runs from base 147 to 3017 and encodes 956 amino acids. Gene Ontology annotation, molecular function: beta-N-acetylhexosaminidase activity; protein binding. The transcript is spliced from 23 exons. NCBI's taxonomy places the organism in Eukaryota, Metazoa, Chordata, Leptocardii, Amphioxiformes, Branchiostomatidae.